AAGCUGAAGAUAAGAUGGCCGUUCCCAAUACCUAUGGGGUGAUUUUUGCCUGUAUCUGUGGAGUGAUCAUGGGCAUCGGGCUAUGUGCCAACAUUCUGGUCUUCUCAUUGUUUGCAAAGUACAACACGCUACGUAAAAACCGCUUGGACAUCCUCCUCCUCAGCCUGACUCUAGCGGACUUCCUGACCCUCAUCCUCAUCCCCUUCACCCUCCACUCCGCCGUGAGCCACUCCUGGCCUCUGGGCGACGUCUCCUGCAAGAUCUACCAGUUCCUCCUCGCUUUCAGCCUGGCAGCGAGCACCUACUCGCUGUGCGCCGUGUCCAUGACCCGCGCCAUGAUAAUCACCAACCCGUACCGGCCGCCCACCAUGGAUCUAGUCGUCCUCAUGUUUGUUUUAGUCUGGGCCUUAAGUUUCUUCAUCAGCCUGCCUCUGCGAAUGUUUGCCACCAAGGAAAGUCUGAACCCGAGUCUGGCAAAUUUCAGCUUCUGCCUUCCAACCAUUCAUGAGCACCAUUACCAAGUGGUCCUAAGCCAAUUUGUACUUUACUACUUUGUUCCAAUGCUGGUCAUCGCCUUCAACUAUGUCCGCCUGGCUCUUUUUCUCCACAAGAGCCCUGUAAUGUCAGUGUCCAGCGCCAGGAACACCCGCAGAGCCUCUGUCAUGGUGUUCUUGGCUGCAGGCACCUUUUCAAUGUGCUGGCUGCCUGGUUAUGUGCUGGAGCUGUGUGUGUACCUGGGGCUGUAUCGUCACGGGCAGGCUUGGGAUACGUUCUACUUUAUUUGCACUCUGCUCCAGUACCUGCACCCCUGCAUCAACCCGGUGCUCUACGUUCUGCUGUCGAAGCGCUAUCGCCACAGGAGGGCAGGCUGGCUCUUCGGCUGCAGCAGGAACAGAGUGCAGCCACAGGUCAUCAGUGUCACCACGGACAGCCUUUAAGAGCAGCUCAUUUGCAAUGUCACUGUUGAUACAAGUCAACCAUUUCUCCAGAUGCUGCUUUUUGAUUUGUGAUUACUUUCGGUUCCUGUGCUUUA
Molecule: messenger RNA, 1033 nt
Organism: Cololabis saira (Pacific saury)
Lineage: Eukaryota; Metazoa; Chordata; Actinopteri; Beloniformes; Belonidae
Product: galanin receptor 2a
Exons: 1
Coding region: 15-938 (307 amino acids)
Biological process (GO): G protein-coupled receptor signaling pathway
Cellular component (GO): membrane
Molecular function (GO): G protein-coupled receptor activity
Source: RefSeq, a predicted model, not a curated record